CAGUCCAAUAGCAGCUAAAACAGAGCCAACCCUGUUUUGCUCCGCGUUGUAUGAGGAGCUUCUCCGCCGUCGUUGUAGGCGGCGCUAGCACCACCACUCAUCACGCCGACCACCACUGAUGAGGACGUUUUGUUCAUGGUUUCAACUUUUGUAAAGGAUCUAGCCACCCAGCUGAAAACUGCUUGUGCACUGUGUACAACUCGUAUACUUUACAACGAUCAGUUUCAUCUCCGUUACCCUGCAGGAUGAAGAUAAAAGAAGCUAAUGCUGGUGCGCUUACCAAUUUUGAAGUACUUGACUUUCUACGAUCUAGAGGGGCUUCAAAGGAUCCUACAAGAGUUAUUGUUCCAAUAGCACCAUCUGAAUUCAAGGUCUAUGAUUAUUUGGUGGAGAGUGCCGCUUGCAAUCAAACAAAAGAACACAUCAAUGACUUCUUGGAAAGGUGUAAAAAUUAUAAACUUGCAAAAGCUGAGGUUCUCAAUAUCAUCAAUCUGAGACCAUCUGCUUUAGUUGAAAUCGACCCGAUAAUUGAGCAGUCUGAGAAGCGUUUUGGAAAACAACUAGAAGAGUUGGUUAAUUUGGUGGUGGAGGUGUUGCCAGAGCCUCCUACACAAAAGAAUGCUGAACAAGGGAACAGUGAGGAUAAAGAAGAAACUAUAGACAGGAAAGACAUGGAUGAGGGUGAAAGGGAAACUACAAAUGGUGAUGAGGAUCAAGCAGAACAAACUGAAGAUGGUGAGAAAAUGGAGGAUAGUUAAAUCCCUCUAUGCAGGGAUAAUUCCAAUAGCAAUCCUGCUCCUGGAUAUAUAAACAGGGGAAAACCGGUUUGCUGAUCUUAUGAACUUCAGUUAAUGCAUUUGGAAACCUCAUUCUUGUAUAGUUGACAAGUUCAUCAGAAGUAGGUUGCUAUAGGCUUUAAUCAUGGCAUGAGAUUAUUAUUAUUUUUUUCCUAUGAAUCAAGUGAGGUGUACAACUGAAAUUCUAGUACUA
Messenger RNA from Theobroma cacao (cacao), 990 nucleotides. RefSeq lists its product as uncharacterized. The record is from RefSeq and is a predicted model, not a curated record. Lineage: Eukaryota; Viridiplantae; Streptophyta; Magnoliopsida; Malvales; Malvaceae. Gene Ontology annotation, molecular function: nucleotide binding. Gene Ontology annotation, biological process: transcription initiation at RNA polymerase III promoter. Gene Ontology annotation, cellular component: RNA polymerase III complex.